AUUUGUUUUGAUAUUCUCGGCGUCUCUUUCUUCUUUCUCUCUUUAUCAUUUUACUUUCCUGCUGUGGCCCCCUUCACCAGUAUCUGUCACUAUCGUUGUUCUUGCUCAGUUUUGUCUUUUCCAGUGAUACCCCGAUGACAGCAGAAUGACUGCUGCUGCGUCUUUACUUGCCGCCGGCGAAGAUGCGCCCGCAUACCGCCCGCGCAGCUACCAGGUGGAGAUGUUUGAGGCAAGUUUGAAGGAGAAUAUCAUUGUCACGAUGGGAACUGGCAGUGGGAAAACUCACAUCGCUUUGCUGCGAAUCAUAAAGGAGCUGGAGAGUAAUCCGCACAAGUUAAUCUGGUUCUUAACACCCACUGUCGCCCUAUGUCUGCAACAAUUCAAAUUCAUCUCCGACAAUAUCCCUGCCGUCCGGGCCCGGACCCUCACCAGUCUGGACAAGGUCGAGCUCUGGACCGAGCAGCCUAUUUGGGAUGCGAUCCUGAAGGAGAUGCAGGUGGUGGUGUCCACGCAUGCGGUUCUUGCCGAUGCGAUGAGCCAUGGGUUCGUCAAGAUCACCCAGCUGGGUCUGUUGAUUUUCGAUGAAGCCCAUCAUUGCAAUCGACGCCACCCUGCAAAUAAGAUCAUGCAGGACUUUUAUCACCCUGCGCUGGAAAGGCAUGGCGCGGAAGCUGUGCCCAAGAUUCUCGGACUUACGGCUAGUCCGGUGGUGCGAUCGAAUAAACAGGAGCUACUGAAGAUUGAGUCAAAUCUUGAUGCCGUGUGCAAAACACCACGAACUCAUCGGUCAGAGCUUAUGACGCAUACCCAUCGGCCAUAUUUGCAGCAGAUCUUGUUUACCCCGGUGCUGCUCGAUGACCUGCAGGCUGGAAGCAGGACUUUGAAAGCUCUUGUGAACGCCUGGACAUCUAUGAGGCUCGAGGAUGAUCCAUACAUCAAGAAGUUGAGAAAGAGCCCUCUUGACGGAAGGGCGUUGCAAAAGGUCCUAGAGUCCGGGAAGACUUACUGUAACGAUCAGCUGAAAAGAUUUGCGACUAGAAGCUUACACAUUUUCGAAGAGCUUGGUGAAUGGGCUGCCGACUACUUCAUAUAUGCUUCUGUCGAGCAGCUCAAAGCGAGAGUCGAUAAUUCGGUGGAUAGCAUGGGCUGGACCGACGAGGAGAAGGCAUAUCUAUUAGAUAUCGUCUCGAAGCUACCUACACCGAAUAUCGAUCUCAAUCCUUCCGACCCGGAUAGAAUACCUAUUUCACCCAAGUUCCGAUCCCUGCUGGAGUUCUUGGAUACAAAGGGAGAGCCCAACUUCUCUGGUCUAAUAUUUGCUAAGCAGAGGGUUACAGUGAGUGUAAUGGAAAAACUACUGUCUAUUCAUCCUGUGACGAAGCAUCGUUUUCGAUGCGCCUCCUUCGUCGGCUGGUCCGGCGGAGGUAGCAAAGACGUUCUGGGUGAGCUCCUUGACGCCCGUAUGCAGCGCGAUACACUGAGCGAGUUCCGGAACGGUCAGAAGAACUUGAUUAUUGCGACGGACGUGCUGGAGGAGGGCAUUGAUAUCAGCGCUUGCAGCGUGGUAGUCUGCUAUGAUAAGCCACCGAACUUAAAGUCGUUCGUACAGAGACGAGGUCGUGCGCGGCACAGGCAAUCCACUUAUGCAAUCAUGUUCUCUACAGAUGAUGAAUCUUCUGCACUGAGCAAGUGGGAGGACUUGGAACAGGCCAUGAUUGAAGCGUACGAGGAUGACGAAAGGCGACUGCGCGAGGCUUGGGCCCUGGAGGCUAUCAACGAAGAAGUGGUGGAAAGGUUUGAGGUGCCAUCUACUGGUGCUGUCUUGACGGCAGACACCGCCGUUGCACACCUCAACCAUUUCUGCGCAGUCCUGCCGCGUCAGCCGUAUGCGAGUAAUGAGCCUGAAUUUUCAUUCGAGAAGGAUGAUGCAGAUCUACUAAGAGGAACUGUCACAUUGCCGUCCUGCGUCCAUCCCGGAGUCCGCCGUACUCAGGGCCAGCGAUGGUGGCAGACCGAGCGAGCAGCCCGGAAAGAAGCAGCCUUUCAAGCCUAUAAACGUCUCUACGAGUUUGGUCUUCUGAGCGAUCAUCUACUUCCGUUCAAGAGGAAUUUAGAGCUCAAAGAGACCGAUCAUACUAACUUGCCGGCCCUUGUGGAAGUAUCGGAACAGUACGAUCCAUGGGUCGACUGGGCUUGUUCCUGGUCAUCCCCUGAUGUCCACCAAACGCAAAUUGCUAUCAAGCACAACGGGAACUCUCACAUGUAUAUCAGGUUGACCAGCCCAACGAGUCUACCGCCGGUUGAACCGAUGACCUUAUUCUGGGACAGCGACACAACCUAUACGUUAGCGUUUGACAAACCGAAGCGAAUGAAAGAGAUCGCCGCCGACAGCAUUGAAAAUAUGAGACUGGCAACAGCACUAUACCUCCAAGCUGCAAGCUCUAGACAACCGAGACCCGAACAAGACUUUGUGACUCUGUUUGGGCCCGACCUUCCCGACCUUGAGUUGGCAGAAUGGCUCAAGAAGCACGUCGGAGACGAGCCUGCUCUAGAUGUCUACUCUCGCAAGGACUUUCCUACGAUUAUGGGCAUUGUGCGGGACCGCUUACGCUACAAUGAGCCUAUGGUAUUCAAACGGUGGGUUGUGUCUGGCCAAGAUGACACACCCAUAGUCGAGCUCGAAUGCGACGCGUUCCCAAAGCGACGAAAUCUUUUGCACCGGCAAACAUUAGCUGCUAAGCAGCCUGAUACUGAAACCCCUGAUAUCUCCUCAAAGAUCCGUCUUAUUCUUGCGGACAAUUGCACCAUAGACAGACUUCCCUACGCCGAAACCAUCUUCGGCCGCUUCAUAUCAGUUAUACUGGAUAGACUAGAAGCCACAUUGGUUGCGACUAGACUAUGCGAGACCAUUCUCCGCGAUCUUGAAUUCUCCAGCAUUCGUCAUGUCAUCACGGCCAUCACCGCGCCCAGCGCGCAAUCACUCACCAACUACCAGCGAUACGAGUUCUUCGGCGACUCAGUCCUGAAAUUCACCGUCUCAUGCCAGCUCUUCUUCCAGCACCCCAACUGGCACGAAGGCUACCUCUCCGAAGGACGAGACGAGAUCGUCCAAAACUCCCGUCUCGCAAGAGCGGCCCUCGACACCGGCCUCGACGCCUUCAUCAUGAACAAGACGUUCACUCCCCGGAAAUGGAGCGCCCCCCUCAUAUCCGAAAAGAUCAGCCUCACCCCAAAACAACGAACAAUAUCCACCAAAGUCCUCGCCGACGUAGUCGAAGCCCUAAUCGGAGCCUCCUACAUCGACGGCGGCUUCGCCGCCGCCCACGCCUGCAUCCAUCGCUUCCUCCCCGAAGUGAACCUCGAGCACAUCGACCGCACCAUCACCACCGCCCCCUCAACCCCAGAAGGCACCACCAACCACACCCUAAACGACGACCACCUAAUGAAGCACAUCGGCUACACCUUCACUCACAAAUUCCUCCUCGUCGAAUCCCUCACCCACCCAUCCUGCCAAUUCGACACCACCACCCAAUCCUACCAACGGCUCGAAUUCCUCGGCGACGCCGUCCUCGACAUGGCCAUCAUGUCGACUCUCCUCUCCCACCCGCACGAAAUCCCGCAGGGCCAAAUGACCAAGAUAAAACACGCCGUCGUGAACGCCAACCUCCUCGCCUUCUUCUGCAUGGGAUUCGCCCUCACUGAAAAACGCUCCACCGUACAAAUCACCCCCUCGGGAACCGCCUCCCUCAACCCCUCCUCUACAGACCACAAACUCGAACUCUGGCGCUUCAUGCGCUACCAGGGCGCCCAUCUCCAAACAGCCCGAGACGCAGCCAUAGCCCGCCACACCGCGCUCCGCAAGGAUAUCAUCCACGGCCUUCAACACUCCCCGUCAUACCCCUGGAAAUACCUCUCCCAGCUCAACGCGGAUAAAUUCUUCUCCGAUAUCAUCGAGAGUAUCCUGGGCGCUAUAUUCAUCGAUUCGCAUGGAAAUCUGGCCGAGUGUGAGAAGUUCCUGGAACGCUUGGGGCUGUUGUGGUAUUUGAGGAGGAUUUUGAAGGAUGAGGUCGAUGUCAUGCAUCCGAGGAAUAUUGCGCAGCAGAUGGCUAAGGGGGAGAUUAAGUUCGAGGUUGUGAGGGUGGUGAAUGGGGGUGGUACUGCUGGUACUGCUGGUGGGGAGGAUGAUGGGGCGACGUAUCGGUGUACGGUGACGAUGGCGGGCGUGGAGGGAGUAGCUGUUCUUGUGGAGGGGUGUAUGACUAGUGAGGAGGCGGAGAUUACGGCGGCGGAGAGGGCUGUGGAGAUUCUUGUGGGGAGGGGAUGUAGUUUGUGA
Molecule: messenger RNA, 4333 nt
Organism: Aspergillus vadensis CBS 113365
Lineage: Eukaryota; Fungi; Ascomycota; Eurotiomycetes; Eurotiales; Aspergillaceae
Product: putative RNA helicase/RNAse III
Exons: 7
Coding region: 146-4333 (1395 amino acids)
Biological process (GO): siRNA processing
Cellular component (GO): nucleus; RISC complex; cytoplasm
Molecular function (GO): RNA binding; ribonuclease III activity; ATP binding
Source: RefSeq, a predicted model, not a curated record